Molecule: messenger RNA, 2395 nt
Organism: Oreochromis aureus
Lineage: Eukaryota; Metazoa; Chordata; Actinopteri; Cichliformes; Cichlidae
Product: tetraspanin-8-like
Exons: 9
Coding region: 146-916 (256 amino acids)
Cellular component (GO): membrane
Source: RefSeq, a predicted model, not a curated record
UACCGGACGUCCCGCCCAGCGGAGCCCUGAAAUCCUUAAAAGCAGCUCACUGCUGCUCUCCUCUCACUUCACUUCGCUGCAGUCGGAGCUCGUCUGGACUUUGGGAACAGUACUGUUAUUUUAACUGCAUUUUCCAGCUGCAAACAUGGCUCAGAUCAACAUCUGCCUCAAACGCAUCUUCACUGUCUUCAACAUAUUCUUCAUCGUUGUUGGUGCAGUGGCCAUCGUCCUCGCUCUGUGGUGCCAGUUCUUCAUGGACAAUCGAGGAGGACACAACCUGGAGGGUCGCGCCACCCAACUCUUCUUCCUCUACAUGGUGGGCUGCAUCACCAUGAUGAUCGCUGUGCUGGGAGCCUACGGAGCCCACAAGGAGAGCAAAGUGGCCCUGAUCAUGUUCCUGGUGUUUAUGGUCUUUGGAUCCCUGCUGAUGCUCAUAAUUGGAAUCCCUGCUGCCAUCAUUUAUCCUCAGCUCAAAGGCAUUGCGGAGGAGACCUUCAGUGGGUUUGUGCCUCUGGACAAAUCUGAGGAUGUGAGCAACAUGGCUGAGGCCAUUCAGGAGAAGUUUCACUGCUGUGGUCUGUUCAGCUACAAAGACUGGGAGAACAUCCCCGACUCCUGUGUGUGCAGCCAGGAGGAGGAGAAGGAGGGCAAGUGCCAGACUGUCGAAAACAACACUUUCAUGCUGCAGAGAAAGUCCGUCUACACUAAGACCUGCUUUCCCACCAUCAUGGACUACAUCCAGUUUAUUAGCAAAAUCAGUCUUGCAGUAAGCUUCACUCUGGCUGUUCUAGCUCUGCUUGGCAUGAUUCUGUCCUCCAUCAUGAUCCACCAGCUGUAUUACCCCAACAGAGCCAGCAUCAUGGUCUCCGUGAUGCCACCAAAAUACAAGGAGCUGCACAACUACCCGGCAUACUAGCCAAAGUACGAUGCAUUUUUUUUCUUUCAUAGAGUCCUGUUUUUUGUUUUCUUUAAUUUCAAAGUGAAAUAUUUUUCAAGCAGCAUGAAAAAUUUCACUGCUUUUCUGAUGCAUAGAAAUUGUUCUUUUCAUGUGACUUUUUCUGUUUGUGUUGAAAAAAAAAAGUUUUUAAAUUCAAAAUGGGAUACAUAUCACAUAUGCCUACAGCUGCAUUCGAUCCAUUUUUCUUCCUCUCUCGUUGUCCCUCCUUGUUCAUCAUUGAGUUGGCUGUAGAGCAGGUCAUCUGCUAAUUGGAUGGUUGUUGGUUCAAUCUCUGUGUGCUCUAGUCUGGAGUUCUUACCAAGGUGUUGAUUAGAAGAGAGCAGAAUAAACCGGAGAGGUCUUCUGCCCCAUCUCAUCAGGAGGAGAUAAAACGGGAGCCGAGGCCGCUACUUAGGCGCCGUGUGAGAGAAAGAAUGUGCAUGUCUCAAGAUUCUUCAAACCUUGACAACAGGCAUAAAAUUCUCCAAAAUUUAGAGACAGAGUGGAAUUCUAGAUAAACAUAAUUUAGCGAACCACAGAAGGAUGGCGUUGGACAUCCUCAGGGUGGAGGAUCAGCAGUCCAAUGUGAUAGUGUCCUUGGGCAAGUUACUGAACCCCAACUUGGUCUCUGAUGCAUCUAUUGGCAUGUGAACGUUAAAAAGCAGAAUACAAGCAGAAUACACUGUGUAUAGUGCUUUCAGUACUCGAGUAGCAAAGCCACUGAAGGAGUAUGGGACCUGGCAUAUGUGCUUGGACCGUGAUAGAUUGUCUUUCUCUGUGGCACAUGAGAGAGUCAUGCAUCGUCUGUCACUGGGAAGGAUAGAAGACCAGAUCAAUGUUUCCUCACAUUACUGCAAAUAUCCCUCUGUCUCAGCUGACUCCUCUUUCUUGCUUGAUUUGCUUGAUUCUUUGUGUUCAUCAUAGUUGAAAUGGAUGAUGUGUAGUCCUCUGACACACCUUCUAUUUGAGUUUCACAUUCUGAAAAUUCAAGAAACUUCAAGAAACCCAGUCACUUUCUUUCCAAGCUCCUCAGACUACCAUGUCCUGGAUGCCUGAGAACCUACUUGAACAUAGUUCAGAUUCUUCAUCACUUUUCUUCACUUCAUAACCUUGUUCCACUUCUGCAGGUGGGUGAUGUGCUUUUUCAGAGAAAGGCAUGUGCUCUAAAUAUUGACAAUAUUUUCUUUAUCUUCUAACCCUGGAUCUUCCUGAACAUUGAUUCUCCCUCCUCAUUAUACUAGAGGACAGUAUAUGCUUUGUUCUACUGGUCAUUGCUUUGCACAACAUGGUAAAAAAAAGUAUGCUCAUCAAAGUAUGCAAAUCUCUAGUGCAAUGAAGGCUUGUGAGCAUACUUUCUGUGUAUGUAUUAUUGUAGGGUCUACCUUACAAUACGAAGCACCUUGAUGUGACUGUUGUUGUGAUUUGGCGCUGUAUAAAUAAAAUUUCAUUGAAUAUAGA